AUGGCAGACUCCUUUGGCAUCUUUGCCAAGAAAACCCCAAGCGGGAUCCUGAAGAAUCAAAGAUGGCAAGUUGAGCCCAUGGGCAGUACCCCAUUGGACCUGAUGAAGAAUCUGAGGCUCAAAGCGAAUGCAGUGACGUCAGAGGUCAAAAAGCACGUGUCACAAAGCCCCGUCAAAUCAACGCCACUAGACAAGCCUGUAGCCGCUGCCCUCUCGGGCCCAGUGCCUGCCGACCUUUCCGAGAGGCCAGAGCAGCCCUGGCCGCCCCCGGGGCUGGCCGAGGCACUGGCCGCGUUGGAGCUGGACGGGGAGCGAGAGUACCCGAGAGAUCUCUUCCUCAGUGUUAUGGCAGGUCUGGCGCUCCCCAAGGUGGAUUUGCCUCUAGGGGUGACGGCGGAGAUGCGUGCCCUCGUGGUGGACUGGCUGGUGCAGGUGCACGAAUACCUGGGCCUGGCUGGGGACAAGCUCUAUCAGGCCGUGCACCUGCUGGAUUCGUACUUGCGCGUGGCACCCGUGCGGCUGCGCCGCCUGCAGCUGCUAGGGGUCACCUGCCUCUUCGUGCCGUGCGAGGUGGAGGAGAGUAGCUGCCCAGAGCCAGCUCUUCUGUGCCUCCUGGGCGCCGGCUCCUUCUCACCCGCCGAGUUGCUCCGCGCCGAGCGGCGCCUUCUAAGUCGCUUGAACUUCCAGCUCUACUCCCCAGGUCCCUUGCUCUGCCUGGGCCUGCUGGCCGCCUUGACCCGGAGCCCGCCUAGGGUUGCGCUCUUGGCCACCUAUUUCUUGGAGCUCUCUGUCCUGGAGGCUGAGGCUGAGGCUGCGAGCUGGGAGCCGGGGCAUAGGGCUGCCGCAGCCUUAGCCCUGGCCCAGCGCAUGCUGCAGCACGAAGUCGGAGAAGUCCCCGCAUUGGCCCUUUACAGCAAGGCGGAGUUGGGCCCCAUCGAACCCUGUACGAUUCGUGUGGCUCUGCGGGGUCCUGCCCCGGGCCGGGCUGCAGUCUUUCUCAAGUACCCCCGUCCCCAGAGGCAGUGUAUCAGCCUUACCGCCGCCCGCUUGCUCUCCAGGUCCUGCAUCGCGCCUCCCUGA
Molecule: messenger RNA, 1080 nt
Organism: Gracilinanus agilis (Agile Gracile Mouse Opossum)
Lineage: Eukaryota; Metazoa; Chordata; Mammalia; Didelphimorphia; Didelphidae
Gene: CCNP
Product: cyclin P
Exons: 9
Coding region: 1-1080 (359 amino acids)
Biological process (GO): regulation of cyclin-dependent protein serine/threonine kinase activity; mitotic cell cycle phase transition
Cellular component (GO): nucleus; centrosome; cytoplasm
Molecular function (GO): cyclin-dependent protein serine/threonine kinase regulator activity
Source: RefSeq, a predicted model, not a curated record